This is a messenger RNA of Paramecium octaurelia, 687 nucleotides long. NCBI's taxonomy places the organism in Eukaryota, Ciliophora, Oligohymenophorea, Peniculida, Parameciidae. The record is from the annotation of a GenBank genome assembly.
AUGCUAUAUAAUUUUGAUUUUCCAUAACAACAAAGUCCUGUUUUGUAAAUUAAUUAUUCACAGUAAAAUAAUAAAACUUAGAAGAAUGUUUCAACCUAAAAAUCUCUGAGCCAAAUCUCGAAUUUCGAGUUUCAACAAACUAGUGAUAUGAAAAAUAAGUUAUUACCCCUUUUGAAUAAUAAACUAAAGUAGAGAAACUCGAUCAAGCAUGGUGCUCAAAGUCCUAGACAGACAUAAUUCAAAAGUGAGAAUUCAUUAGAUGAUCAAAGCAAAAUAACUAUUUGCAGAUAACUACCUUCUAUAUAUUUGAAACAAAGCAGUAAGAUUAUGAAACCAACUCACUCUCAAGAUAAGUUGAGUUUAAGUCCUCAGAAAUAGGAUUUAAAUCAAUAAAGCAAACGAAUUCUUACUGACGGUGCAGAUAUCCAACAAUCAGAUAGAUUAAGCCUCAAAAAACUUAAUGAAUUGUUGAAUAGUCAUAGUGUUAAAAUGCCUUAACCUACUACAAUAUAACAUUUUCCUGAAGUUUAGGAACUAAAAGAUUUACCUAAAUAAAUUGAAUAGAUUUUUAAGAAAAAUAACAUUAAUCCAAUAAAGAUGAAAGCCAGCUUGCAGUUUUAUAGUCCAAGAGAGUAGAAGAAUAAGAUCUAAUCAAUUGAUUCUUUAAUUAAAUUGUUAAAAAAAUGA